Molecule: messenger RNA, 2803 nt
Organism: Aethina tumida (small hive beetle)
Lineage: Eukaryota; Metazoa; Arthropoda; Insecta; Coleoptera; Nitidulidae
Product: hyaluronan-mediated motility receptor
Exons: 6
Coding region: 91-2667 (858 amino acids)
Molecular function (GO): hyaluronic acid binding
Source: RefSeq, a predicted model, not a curated record
UUUGUUCAAGCGUUGCAUUUGUUGAGUUUUAUUGUUGUUUGUUGUUUUUAUUAUUAAUAUUUGUGUUUAAACUUUGAAAAUUAUUUUAAAAUGUCCUUCUCCAAAGCAAAAUUGCAACGGUUCAACGAUAUUAAACCUGUUACACCAUCGCCUGCGGCCUACAAUCCACAACUAAAAGAAAAAGCAAAAUGCGCCGUUAUACCACUGACUGGAAGAUUUGUGGACAGGAGUCCUGCACCAUCCGAAGCAGGCUCCACAAAAAGUUCCCCUUGCUUCAGAACUCCCACAUUACCAAAAAGAAAAAUUGUUAAGACUACAUCCACAUCAAAAAUUAAUCUUUUUCCGAAGCACACUACUAACCAUGACUCUGAACUGUUGAAAGAAAAGAUAGUUGAGUGUGAAAAUAAAGAUCAGUACAUAAAAGAACUAACUGAUCAAAUGGAGGAAAUCAAAGAUAAAUUAUUAAAAUUGGAGCGCCAAAGAAAAGACAUGGAGAAGGAAAAAAGCAUAUAUGAACAAAAGUCUAAUGAGUUAAUUGAAAUUUAUGAAAAUAAAAAUAAGUUGUUGGUUGAAGAACACUUGGAAAAAAUUGAAGAAAUAACCAAAGAAAAAAUGCAGAAAGAUGCUGAAUUAGAGAACUUGCAACAUUUACAUGAAAAAUUACUAAAAGAGCAAUCUGAAUUGCAAGACAAUUUUAAUUUAAUGCAUGAAACACUGGAAAAAUUUGACAGAGAAAUUUCAUUGAAGGAACAUGAAAUUGCAUAUUUGGAUGAAAAACUUGCAGAGCUGGAGUCAAAACAUGCUGAUGAAAUAGCAUUAUUGAAAGAGUCCCACCAAAAGGAAAUAGAAGACAUGGAAUAUGAAAUGUUGAAAGUAAUGUCAGAUGUGGAAAAAGAAAAGCAAAAUGUUGCUGUUAAAAUGAAGCAACUGGAAGAUAAUAUGGCUCAACAAGUUAAAGAUUUGACUGAAAAGUUCAAUGCAGAGAAAAAAAUAUUGAUGACACAAUCUGAAACUCAAUUAAAACAAGUAGAGGAAAACUGUAAAGAUGUCAACCUGUUAACAGAAAUUCAGAUGAAAGAGAAAAUGGAUGAGGUGGAGAAAUUUUGGAAUUCACAACUGAAACAACAAGAAGAAAGAUCUGACGCCAUUUUAAAGGAAUGUCAAGCAAUUAGUGAGUACAGUAUAAUUCAGUGUGAAUUGGAAAAGAACGAAAUUAAAUCACAGUUAAACGCCGAAACUGCAGAGAAAAAUGCCAUACAAGAAAAAUAUGAUGAAAUUAAUUCUAAAUUUGAUGAGUUAAAUUCUAAAUAUGUUACUCUGCAAAAAGACUUAAGUGAUGUUAUUGUUGAACUGAAUGAAACAAGGAAUAAUCUCAGUCAAGUUAUUGAGAAACAAAAGGACGAAAUUAAACAAAUAGUUGCAGAUAAAAGAGCUUACCAAAUUACUAUGAUCACUUGCCAAGAAACAAUAGAAGUUCUCAAAAAACGUCUGAUAAGUUCAGACAAUGAUGUUGAGCAAUUAAAAAAGGAAGUAUCUGAAUAUGAAACUAAAUUGCUAAACUGUGAGAACAAAAUUAUAGAAUUAAAUGACAAUUUGAAACAAGCACAGGAGUACAAUGAAGAACUGGAUUUGCAGUAUGAAUCUACUUUGGUCCUAAAACAAAAAGAAAUUGAGUAUUUCAAAGAAGAUUUACUAAAGAAAUUGGAAGAGUACAAAACAGAGGCAGUACAGCUAUCCUCAAAGACACACACUGACAAAGAAUUAUUGGAAGAAACACUUUCUCAGCUAAAACAACAGCAACAGUUAACUUUGGAAGCACACGAAUUAAUUUCAAAUGUACAUGAAGAGUUGGAUGAAAUUACUAUUGAAAAUGAUGAAUAUAGACAAAAGGAGAAACAAUGGAUUGUCCUUCAAAAGGAUUUGGAGGGAAAAGUUACAUCUAAAGAUAAAGAGAUUGAGGAUUUGAAAAAGAGUGUAGCUCAAAUACAAGAAAAGUGCGAUGAAUUCUGCGAAUAUGUGGAUUAUUACAAAACAAAAGUUAAGGAGUAUGAAAGUGAAAUUGAAGAUUUAGCUGGGAUUCGUAAAAAAUAUAUUGACCAAAGUGGGAAGUAUGAUGAUAUACUUCAAAAGUAUGAGAUACUUCAGGGAGAAAAUGUAAAAUAUAAGAGUAAAUAUAACAAACAACAACAAGCAUAUAAUGAGUUACUGAAGAAGAUGAAGGCAUUGGAAAUGGAAAAUGAAGAAAAUAAGAGAAAGAUUGAAGAGCAAAGAAUUUUAAUUGGUCCAUUUAAAGAGCAGCUUGAGGCCUAUGAGAUAGAAAAGGACGCCUUGUUGGGUGAAAAUCGCCUAAUUGAAAAAGAAGCUAAAGAGAUUUCUAGCAAAUACGCUGAAAUUUUGGGUCACCACAACAAUAAACAGAAAAUUAAACACCUGAUAACAUUAAAGGAAAAAAAUGCUGAACUUAUGCAGAGCAAAUUUGAUUUAGAAAAGAAGCUGAAUAUGCAGAAAAAGGCCACUGAGAAAUUACAAAAGGAGAACGACGAUCUAAAAAAGUGUUUAAAAAAGUUCAAGAAAGUCCCAAACGACAAGGAAAAUAUUGGUUCGCCGAACAGAUCUUUAAACUCAAGCAGAUUAGACUCCCCCGGACCGUUGAGGGAAAGGAAUUAAAACUGUUGCCAAUACUUAUUUAUUUCGUUAAUUUAUAUUGUUUAAGUUAUAUUUAUACAUAUUUUAGAAGUAGGCAAUCGUGACAUUCCAUGAAGAAAUAUUAGUUUAAAUAUUAAAAUAUUUAUUUAUAAUCGUA